Messenger RNA from Ceratosolen solmsi marchali, 1869 nucleotides. RefSeq names its product zinc finger protein 43-like. The coding region runs from base 1 to 1794 and encodes 597 amino acids. The record is from RefSeq and is a predicted model, not a curated record. The transcript is spliced from 5 exons. NCBI's taxonomy places the organism in Eukaryota, Metazoa, Arthropoda, Insecta, Hymenoptera, Agaonidae.
AUGACUAUUGCAAACGAAAGUUUAUUAGAAUUCAUUUCUGAAAAUAAAACUAAAGAUGCUAUUGAGUUCAAUAAAACAUUGUUUGACUCAAUAAGUCAUAGAACAUUGUACAAUUUUAAAGGUUUAAAAAUGAAAUUAUUUAAAGAAAAAUGUAUUACAUGCAAUAAAAUACAACAGAGAAUUGGCGACAAAAUUUCAACUAGAUGUAAUACUUGUGAGGCAGCCGUAUAUUAUGAAUGUUUAAUAUGCAGAAGUCAAUACAAGUAUCCUGCUGGCAUUUAUACUCACAUAAGUUUAAAGCAUACAAACUCAGAUACUUCAAAACCUGUCAAAUGCGAAAGAUGCGGUAUAGAAUUUAAAGCACAGCGUAAUAUGAAGGAACAUUUAAGAUAUUGUAAGGUAUUACCUUACAUGAAGUGUGAAUUUUGUUCUAUGAUGGCUAAACGCAAAAACUGCCUUCGAAAACACAUAUUAAUAAAGCAUAAAAAUGAUAUUCAAGCAAUGGAUAUUGAAAAUUUGUUACAAAAAAUUGUUGAAAAUUCGCAGGAAUUAAGAAGACAAGCAAUAAGAAGGGCUGAAAUUGUAUAUGGAGGUUGUACUUCAUCUAGAGUAGAACCAUUUCCUAUUGCAAAGCACAUCAAGCUCUUCUGCAAGAAAUGCAAUACUACAUUCAAGAAACUGCUGGGUAUGGAUCAGCGAAGUUGUCGAAUAUGUGGAGCCCAACUGUUCAUGCAGUGUGUCAAAUGUGACAGCAUUUAUAAAUUUCGUAGCAGUAUUUCCAUGCAUCUAAAGAGCAAAUGUGUUUUGAACGAUAACUUGGUACUGCACUGCAACGAUUGCAAUUACAUUACCUUCACCAAACAAAGACUUAAGCGACAUAUAUACCGGAAGCACAUGUUGAUUAAACUAGAGAAUUAUUUAAAAUGCAGAAUAUGCAGUAAGGGAUUCAAAUUCAAAGAAGAUCUAUUGAAUCGCCAACUAAACUGCGAAAGCUUAAAGGAGCGUAUCUGCAAUAUUUGUAGAUUCAAAACUAAUAGAAGAACGAAUCUUAGCCUACACAUGAAGAAUAAACAUACACCGACGAAAUUGCUUGAGGAAAAGAUGCACGUCGACGUGAACGUUAAAAUUGUGGCGGAUUCGAUUGCUACAUAUUGUUCGAAAUGCAAUUCAUAUAACAAGCCCAUAGAAAAGAUCACCAAAUGUCUAUACUGCAAGACUCCAGUUAUUUAUUGCUGCAAAAAAUGUAAUUUGCAGAAGCAGAAAUAUGUACGUAUGCGUAUUCACGUAAUUCGGAAACAUGGCGAAAAGAUUUACGCGUGCACCAAAGGCUGUGGUAUUUCCUUCUCUUAUUUGUAUGAUUGCCGUCAGCACCAGAGAUUCUGCGGCAAGAAACCACAUCUCCAUUGUGAUCAAUGUUCUUUUAAAACUAAGUACAAGCAUACCUUACUUGCGCAUAAGCGGCGUAAUUGUACUGGUAUCGUCUAUACUCAUGUACCUGAGAAAAAAGUUUUAUGCUACUGUUACUACUGUGACAAACCUUUUGAAAGUAAAAUCCAGAAGCUUCGUCAUGUAAAAUUAUGUAGCAAAACCACAUCUUUCUUAUUUUGCGAUCACUGCAGUUUCAGGACGGUUUUCAAACCUGUUUUGAUAAAUCACAUCCAAUCUAAGCACGGUGCCCGUCUAUUCAGGGGUAUUAAUGCAUUCCACUGUAAAAACUGCACCAAAGUCUUUAGAAACUAUUUUGUCUAUAGUAAACAUAUCGAAAAUUGUCGUUUUCGGGAAAAGAAAACGUAGCUUUACUCGUCUUACUAUCUUAAUACGUUUACGUAUUGUUCGGAAUGUAUCAUCAAUUUCCAUGAUGAUAUAAAA